ACAACAGAAGCAUUAUUUCUGUUGUCAUUCAUUCUUUGUCUUUUAACUUUCUCUCUCUUCACACCAAACAAGACCCACUUCCUCCGUUCAUCUCCAAACUUGUGAAACUACUUUUGUCUGUUCCUCUUUCAUCCAGCACACCACAGAUACCAUCUCUUUUCCUACCUUAUUCUGUUUUGCCAAAAAAAAAAAAUCAUUUUUUUAUUUUUUAUUUUCCCCUUUGUUGUUCUUGGUAUUAAGUAAUUCUGGGAUGAUUGAUAUUGGUUCUUUUGGGGUGAAGGAAUGUAGUUGGAAAAAGUGGUUCUUUUGAAUAAUUCCUCAUUCUUGAGGAUGUUUCAAAUUUCUUAAAUUUGAUUCAUUUUGAUCCAUUACCCCCAAUUUGCAUUUCAUCUUGAUUACUAGAUUGUGAAAUUUUGUUGGGUUUUGUGGAUUUUUGAAGAAAGUUAGGAUUUUUAUUGAUUCAGGUGAAAGAAUCUGUGGUGAAUCAAUCAAUUUUGUUCUUUUCCUUCCUCUGUUUGAAUUUGUCCACAAUCAAGGGCUGAAUUGAAAAUUUGAAGGUGAUUUUAUCAUGGAUCAUGUGAUUGGUGGAAAGUUUAAACUUGGAAGGAAAAUUGGGAGUGGUUCUUUUGGAGAGCUUUAUUUAGCUGUUAAUAUACAAACUGGAGAGGAGGUGGCUGUUAAGCUGGAAUCUGUGAAGACCAGGCAUCCACAGCUUCACUAUGAGUCAAAACUGUAUAUGCUUCUUCAAGGAGGAACUGGAAUUCCCCACCUCAAAUGGUUUGGCGUUGAGGGAGAGUACAAUGUCAUGGUCAUCGACCUUCUUGGACCCAGUCUGGAAGAUUUAUUCAAUUAUUGUAACCGGAAAUUCACUUUGAAGUCGGUGUUGAUGCUUGCUGAUCAAUUAAUUAACAGAGUUGAAUACAUGCAUUCAAGAGGCUUUCUUCACCGCGACAUAAAGCCAGACAAUUUUCUGAUGGGCCUCGGACGUAAAGCAAAUCAAGUGUAUGCCAUUGACUUCGGCCUUGCGAAAAAAUAUAGGGAUCUUCAGACUCAUAGGCACAUACCGUACAGGGAAAAUAAGAACCUUACAGGCACGGCACGCUAUGCAAGUGUCAACACUCAUCUUGGAAUCGAACAAAGUCGAAGGGAUGACCUGGAAUCUCUUGGUUAUGUGCUAAUGUAUUUCUUAAGAGGAAGUCUUCCCUGGCAAGGACUGAGGGCUGGAAACAAAAAGCAAAAAUACGAUAAAAUCAGUGAGACGAAGGUAUCAACUCCAAUAGAGGUGCUCUGUAAAUCAUAUCCCUCUGAGUUUGUAUCAUACUUCCACUAUUGCCGUUCGUUGAGGUUUGAGGACAAACCAGAUUAUUCAUAUUUAAAGAGACUUUUCCGAGACCUUUUUAUUCGAGAAGGCUAUCAAUUUGACUAUGUUUUUGACUGGACUGUAUUGAAGUAUCCACAGAGUAGUGGCAGCUCUAGAGGACGGCAUGGCAGUGGCAAGGCAGCUAUGCAUGCAGCUACACCUGUACAUAAAGCACAAAAGAUUCCAGUUGGGAGAGAGAUUCGGGAGAAAUUAUCUGGUGCUGUUGUUGAAGCAUUCACCCAGAGGAACCGCGCAAGUUCCAGCCCUCAUCAUGGUGAACACACCAGACAUAGGACUUAUGAUGAUGUGGCAAUGCAUAAGGAUUUGCACUAUGCCCAACACAAUUCAACUCGAUAUGGCAGCAGUUCAAGAAGAGCCAUGGUAUCAUCAAAGCCAAAUUCCUCAGGUGACCAUACUGGCAGGAUGGCCACAAGUGGGAGCCGCCCAUCUGGCGCACAUAGAGUUCAACCUGUGUAUGAUACGAAACAAGCAACUUUUGCGCGCAAUGGGUCUAUGAGAGGCCACCGUGAUGAUCCUUUGAGGAGUUUUGAGCUCCUCACUAUCAGGAAGUAAUCUCAAGGGUGUGUUAUUUUGUUCUUCAUUUCUAAAUUUUGGCACACCUGGGAUUUCAAGAAGCCUUAUGGAAAGAAACAAAAGAUUCAAGUUCAUGGAUAUUAAUGAAUUACCAUUGAGGCCACAAUGGCAUGACAUCCCAACAUCUUUUCUAGAUCCCCUCAGAUUGCUUCAGAAGAUUUCUUAGCAGCUUUAAUGUGUUCUUAUAACGCGUCAAAGAUGUAAUUCAAAGAAAAGAUUAUUUUUAUAAAUAAGUAUUGUACUGUAUGAAACUUAACUUGAGUUGUAGCAAGUUUUGUGGAUAUGCAAUGUUAAUUGUUUGUUGACGGUAAAUGAAGUUUGACAAGGCUACUGUGCUGAAUGGUCAAUGACGAUAUUUGAAGUAA
Messenger RNA from Medicago truncatula (barrel medic), 2319 nucleotides. Its product is annotated as casein kinase 1-like protein 6. The coding region runs from base 569 to 1933 and encodes 454 amino acids. The transcript is spliced from 13 exons. The record is from RefSeq and is a predicted model, not a curated record. Gene Ontology annotation, biological process: protein phosphorylation. Gene Ontology annotation, molecular function: protein kinase activity; ATP binding. Lineage: Eukaryota; Viridiplantae; Streptophyta; Magnoliopsida; Fabales; Fabaceae.